AGCGGGCACUCGCAGACACAGAGGAAGUACAAAAAAGCUUGACAUCUUCAGAGUGACAAACUCCACUGACUGAGGCAGUGGCUGUCAUGGACUCGGAAGACGAACCCUUGUGGCUCCAAGGUACCUGGAAUGUGAGUGGGUUUGAAGAACAAGAAGAUGAGGAAGAGGAGGAGGAGGAAAGAGAUGAAGUGGUGGAAGGAGCCAGUAGAGGGGAGCAGGUCUGUAGAGGGUUGUGGUGGGCUUUGGGCUGGUUGUACACACAGCCCUGGGCGAGUAGGCUGAUUUUGGUGGCAGGAUUUCUGGUGCCCUUUGCCCUCUCAGCUUAUAUGUUCCUUCGCUGUGAACCGCUAGACAUUGAUCUUUCCUACAGUGCAUUUGAGGUUAGGAGUCAUUCCUCUGCUGAACGAUUUGAUGCUCUUACCAUUGCACUGAAAAGUCAGCUGGGGUCUUGGGACAGGCACAGGCGUGACGCUGAGGGAUUUGACUUUGAGGCCAAUGCUCUGAGGGACCUUCUGUUGCUCAUGGCAAACAGACAAGGGAAGGAUGUCUCUGAAAUGGCAAAUACCAAAAUGUCUGCUGAGUUCUCGGAAAAAGGACAGCAUGUGACAAGGGUGCACAAUGAAAAUAAAUGGUUUAGUAAUGAGAAAAAUAUCAAGAUGCAAGAGACAAACUCCACAACCCCUAAAAUAGCUCCAAGCGCCAACUCCCAUGUUGCAGAGUAUCGCAGUAAACCCAACACACCUUUAAUCAGGAAGCAAAGAUUUGCGGGCUACUCCUACCUCCAGACCCAGGCCCUGUGGAGGAUAGAGCUGGUGUUUGUGGCUCAGGGGGACAGGGAUAACAACAUCUUCACCCCCGAACGCCUUCAUACCAUACACCAUGUUGAGAGACUUCUAAUGCAGCAUCCACAGUUUCAGCAGUUCUGCUGGAAGCCGCUGGAGGCACUACGAGACUUACCCUUGGGACCUUCCUUUUGCGCUCCUCCAAGUUCCCUCCUGUCAUACCUCUUCCCCAGUGAGCAUGCAGGAAAGAUCUUCUAUGAUGGCAUGGGACCUGAUCUAGCUGAUAUACAUGGUGCCUUGAGCUUGGCAAUCACCCAUCCCCAGUUUUACUGGUACGUGGAUGAGUCACUCACACCAGCCAAGCUUCAAUCCUCUCUUCUUCGCAGUGAAAUCCAUUUUGGGGCUCCUCUCCCCUCCUUCUAUUCUCUCCAAGACAGACCACUAGAACAGAGAAGUCGGUUCAGAGACUUUGUGGUGCAAUAUGCUGACAUCCUGUCACAGCAAUCCACCAGUAAAGUGAAGGUGCUGUACGGGGGGACAGAGUUAUUUGAUGAUGAGGUACGGAAGACCUUCCAUAGUGACAUGUUGCUGGCUCUGUUCAGUGGCGGCUGCAUCACUGUUCUCGUGUAUGUUCUAACCUCAUUUUCCGUGUUUCUAACAUUCUUUGGCUUGGCCAGCAUUGGUCUGAGCUGUCUUGUGGCACUCUUCUUGUACCAUGUGGUGUUUGGAGUGAAAUACCUCGGCAUUCUCAAUGGGGUGGCAGCCUUCGUCAUCAUCGGCAUUGGUGUGGAUGAUGUGUUUGUGUUCAUAAGUACCUUCAGACAGGCAGCUCACCUGACUUGUUCAAUGCAGCGUAUGAUUUAUACAGUAAAGACAGCAGGCAGAGCCACGUUCCUGACGUCCUUCACAACGGCAGCAGCAUAUGCUGCAAACUCUUUUUCACAGAUCCCAGCGGUUCAUGAUUUUGGGCUGUUCAUGUCCCUCAUUGUGAGCUGCUGCUGGCUUUGGGUGUCCUUUCUAAUGCCUGCUGCUCUUUGCAUCUGGACCCAAUGUGGAGCUGCCCAGCAUAAUGCCUGUCCCAAUUGGUGGAACACCCUAACUAAACUCUCUGCCAGCCCCAGCCCCAGCCCCAGUCCUCUUUCAGAUGAGGAUGAUGUGGCUCUCCUAACUGUAGAAAUGGAACCAGGUCUGUGUGACUCCGAAUCAGAUGCAGCCCUACUGUCUCUCUCUGUAGAAGCUCCAUUGGACACGUCUAUUGUGAGCGGUGUAGGGAUUGUCAGUGCGCACAUUCAGAGGGUACUGAGACACUGGGUGGCAGAACCUGUAGUGAAGAAACGUAAAACUAUUAUAGGGGUGUAUGUUCUGGUUCUGCUGGGAUCCGUGUGGUGCUGCUGUCUACUGCGGCCGGCCAGUCACGCUCCUGUGCUGUUCCACCGAGACACAAACCUGCAGAGACUGCUGAAUCUACGCAGUAACCUGAGCGCCCAGGGAAUCUCCUGCCACAUGUGCUCAGGUGUAUUUAUGGAGCGACCUCAUAAUCUGCACAAUACUGCUGACUCCACAAGUUCUACCUCAGGAAAACAUCCCGUAAUUUACUCGAACCAGACCAAACCAGCACCCAACAGCACAGCACAGACACUCAAAGAUGGUCUCCUCAACAUCUAUGUCUUUAAAUUGGAGUUGGCCUCACCUGUCACUCUCUAUCGCUAUUCACUGAGUGCCAGCGUACCCAAACCCUGGCAAAAAUCAUCAGCUGGGCACGGGGAUGUACCGUUCUUUCAGGCCUACAGCAGUCCCCAUAGCAACUUCAGCACGCGGAUGACCGUGUGUGUAUCUCACGCCUAUCACCCCCGCCCGCGGUGGAUGCUUACUCUACGACCAUGUGACGGCAGCCGGCACUGGAUAACAGAGUUUGAAUUCUAUGUGGCUUUGGUUGAGCAACAGCACAGCAGGAAGCUCUAUUUUGCCCAGCACACGAUCAGCCCGUACCCCAGUCGUGUGUGUGUGGGGCCACCAGGGUGUGUGUUCGGCUCUGGUCCUGAUGGACCCACUCAGGGCAGUUUCUACAUCCCACUACCCGCAGUCCCCACCCAGGUUAAGAUCUCUAGGACAUCAGGUUUUAACCCUUGCAGUGGAGGCGGAUGUGGGAAACCAGCAGUGCGCCCUCUAGUGGACACUGGAGCCAUGGUGUUUGUGGUUUUCGGCAUACUAGGGGUUAACCGCACUCAGCAUUCAGACAACCAUGUUAUUGGAGACCUGGGCAGUGUGAUCUAUGAUCCAGACUUUGAUCUCUUUAAUGAGAUUGGGCAUUUGUGCCAGCUUUGCAAAGCCAUCAGUGCCAAUACCAAGCUGGUUAAGCCUGGUGGAGCUCAGUGUUUGCCAUCAGGUAAUAGCCUCACUUCCAUUCUGCCCUUGCUCCACCCUGACUGUCACUCUCUUCCUGAGCCCAACCUCUUGCCUGGCCAGCUGUCUCAUGGUGCAGUUGGCAUGCAGGGCGGUAGAGUGCACUGGAUCUCUAUGGCAUUUGAAUCUACCACAUACAAGGGAAAAUCUUCAUUUCAGACUCACUCUGAUUUCCUCCAAUGGGAGAGUUUCCUGCAGAAGCAGCUUGCAUCACUCCCAGAAUCGUCUGCCUUGAGGCGUGGGUUCCAGACCUGCCAACACUGGAAACAGAUCUUCAUGGAAAUUAUAGGUGUGGAGAGCGCCCUCUACAGUUUGCUGCUGUCACUUGCCAUUUGCAUUGCGUCUGUAGCGGUAUUUACUGCUCAUCCACUUUUGCUGCUUCCUAUCCUGAUGAGCAUUCUAGGAAUGGUUUGUCUGGUGGUGGCGAUGAUGUAUUGGUUAGGUUGGGAGAUGGGUGCAGUAGAAGCCAUCUCGCUCUCCAUAUUGGUGGGCUCUUCGGUAGACUAUUGCUUACAUCUCGUGGAGGGCUAUCUACUGGCUGGAGACACUGGGAACUUAGGACUCGCUGAUCACAGUUUGGACUCAUAUAUCAAACGGCAACUACGGACUCUUGAAGCAGCCAAUCACGUGGGGGUUGCCAUAGUUUCUAGUGCCGUCACCACGGUGAUAUCUACCCUUCCACUCUUUUUUUGUGUCAUUGUGCCUUUCGCAAAGUUUGGUCAGAUCGUGGCCAUCAACACGGCCAUCUCCAUCAUAUUUACGCACACGGUCACUAUCGCUCUACUGGCAACAAUGGGCCCCGUUGACUUCACUCGAACAGCUAGAGCAGUGCUCAAAGCCACUCUGGCGGUGCUGAUAUUGGGAGCCUCUGGAGGUCUCUUUUGGUGGAUUGGAUCACAAUUUGCUCCUGGCACACUGAUAUAAUGUUGGAAUCAAGAAAUCACACUGCGGAUUCCACCUGUUGCUGAUUCAAAUCAAGUGCAAAUUCAAAAGUGCUAAUGUGCACAUAGCGAAUUUAUGCGUGAUAUGUUGAGAUGACAUGUAUAUGACUGUCCUAUGAAUGUGAUGAUGUUUUUCAGCAAGUUGGCUAAAUUGUGAUGCUGUUAGAAAUUAGGAAAUCCAGUACGUGAAUAGUCAGCAUGAAGGUAGCGAGCUCUUAAAGAAGUGGUACAUUGAUGUCCGAGACGUUUAGGUGAAUAACACCCUCUGAAUUUGUUAACAGCUACGAGUCCCAUGUUAGAGAAGUCAGUACAUUUUAUGGAAAUGUACGACAACAGAGAACUGAUCACCUUUCAGUAUUUUGUAUCUUAUUCACAUCCUGAACUGAAGUAACUCUGAGGGUACAGAAGGACAUGUAUUACAUCUGUUCUUAUGAGAGGUUUGAUGAGGUCCUGAAGUCUCAGAAGAAAUACAGAAUAAACAUGAAUUCUGUGAAUUCAUCUUGCAUGGUGGAAAACAGUGAAAGAGAAAAAAUCUGAGUAAGUCAACUUUUGCACCGUAGUUGUGGGAUGUUUCGAGAGAGUUGGAGUUACAAGCUCAAGUUAUCAUGUUGAACGCCAAAUCAAUCCCAGAAGGCCUACAUUUGCAGCUUUGGAUUAAAGCAAUUUAUUUACUUCAAUGUAAUAUAGGGAACAUUGUAUCCAUUGCGAACUGUUUGUAUCGUGAAAAGUGGGUAUUACCAGAAUAGUGCCAGACCUGAAUACGAGUUUGCAGUUGAGUUUGGAAGACUACUCCGCUCCUGAAACACAGCUGGCACCCACUUUUAUGGAGAGGUUUUGACCGGGACAUAGAGGCACAUAAGUUGACCCUUGAAAUCUUCUGUUUCAAUUGCUAAUAUUGCCAUAACCUUUAUUACGGUAAUUGCCAUUAACUAUUGGAAAUUUUUUAGAAAGGAUGCAGCAGUCUAAAACCCUAAUGACUAAAUAGCUGUUAGCUUGUAUAUACGGUGCACUGUAAGACCAAGGAUGUGUUUUAAGAAAGUAAAUAGGCUUAAUUUUGAUAUCCUGUUGACUUUAAGCAACAGAAACAAGGCCUGUCAAACAUGAAGAGCAUUCUUUCCUGACAAAGGAAAAUUUUCCUUCCCUAAUGACAGAAAUGAGUUACAUUGUUUGGUUUUAAUGUGGCCAUGAAGAUAAACCAAAAUUGAUUACAGUAUCUUUCUACCUAAGGACGCUUAGCUGUAUUUCAAAUUAAACAUCAUCAGAAAAGCUUUUGUUUGAUUGCCUGUAAAACAUCUCAUCAUGUACUCAUCCUUGUGCCAUCC
Messenger RNA from Xyrauchen texanus (razorback sucker), 5448 nucleotides. Its product is annotated as protein dispatched homolog 3-like. The coding region runs from base 87 to 4109 and encodes 1340 amino acids. The transcript has 21 exons. Lineage: Eukaryota; Metazoa; Chordata; Actinopteri; Cypriniformes; Catostomidae. The record is from RefSeq and is a predicted model, not a curated record. Gene Ontology annotation, cellular component: membrane.